Molecule: messenger RNA, 984 nt
Organism: Lachancea fermentati
Lineage: Eukaryota; Fungi; Ascomycota; Saccharomycetes; Saccharomycetales; Saccharomycetaceae
Source: the annotation of a GenBank genome assembly
AUGCAAGAUAAUGAAUCUUUAGGAAGGUCAAGCAGCAUUAUCGUCACUGAUAGAAGCAGCACCCUGAACUCAACACAGGAAUUCACCACACCACACGAAAAUCAGUUUACCACUCAAGCAAACAACCAAUUGCCACUUCAAUACCAAAGCAAAAGUUUUUACUUAAGAGGUAUUAGUGGUACUCUGUUUUCCAAGUUUGAUCAUCGUGUUUCACUAAUAUCCAAUAACUUUUUACAUGAUUUGUUCGUAGAGAAAACAUUUUGGUAUCCGGUAUUAGGUAUUUUUAAAUUUGUUUCAACUCCCUUUUUUUGGAAUUAUAGCAUUAUUUUAGCAUUUUGUUUCCUUUGCAUAUUCGUGAUUGUAGGGUCACUGUAUUACGCGUUCAUCGUACCUCUUUUGCUGACUUGGGCGGUAAUAACAUUGGGACCUCUUGGCUUUGUCAUUGUUCAUAUACAAUGGCUUUUGCAAGCAAACGCCCUUGCUAUCAAGUUGACCAAAGUUCUGAUUUUCCCCACAGUCAGAGAUGAGCUUUUUGACGCGGUACUUUUGAACCAAGGCCAUAAAGUAUUUCUAGAAUCGGCAAAAGUGAUGCCAUAUCAUGUUGCGAAAAAGCCAUCUAAGACGACCCUAGAGUACUGGGUGCUGGUAUUCCCUCAAAAAUGUGCCUCAAUCAUAUUUCACUUGAUUCUGACAGUCAUCCUUAUAAUAAUCUCAUUGAUACCUAUUUUCGGACCAUCCAUUGUCAACCAAAUUUUAAGCCCCAAACGAGGAUUUGCGUAUGCAGAACGAUAUUUAAAGCUUCAAAAAUACAGUAAGGAGAAGUGUAAUGAGACUUUUUAUGAGCAAUUAGGAAAAUACACCGCAUUUGGCAUGAUGGCGGGUUUGCUGGAACUUGUUCCGAUCAUCUCGAUUUUUACUCUCCCUAGUAACAUCAUUGCUGGAGCCUUAUGGGCCUCCGAUGAGAUAAACAAAAGUCAAAGUUAA